UGUGCUCUAUUCUCUCCCAAUUAGCCGAUCCAUGGCAGUCGGCGACGCAUACUCCGCCUUCAUGGCGACGUGGAAUAAGCAUGCGCCGCGUGCCGCGUGGCGGCUCCCGAGCCUCGCCAAGCUCGCUGCAUGCGGCCGGAAGAGGAUCGGGGCCGGCGGCGAGGGCUUGCUCCUCCGCCUCGUCCCCUGCCUCGGAAACAGAGGAAAUAACAGCAGCAAUCAGAACAAGAAGAAGAAGAUGAAGAUGAUGAUGAGAAAGGUGAGGUCGGAGAUAUCAGUAGAGGGAGAAGACGAGGGCGUGUGGCGGAAGACGAUACUGAUGGGGGAGAAGUGCCAACCGCUCGACUUCUCCGGCGCCAUCCACUACGACAGCGCCGGGAGGCAGCUGUCCACUCCGCGCACGCCGUUCCGGUCGCCGGCGAUUUCUUUCGCCUUCUAUGAAGAAGAAGGGGGAAAACGAGAAGAAGAAGUAGUUAACUGGAAAGAGUUGUAAAAUGUUCCUGUGCAGAAUUCCAAUUGCCGUUCAAUCUGUAAUUUUUGAAUUGUGAUGCAGCUGAUUGUAAAUGUCCAACCAAGCGUUGAGGAUCACAUGAUAUUGAGUUAAAUUUAAUUUACAGAAUCACAAGCAUUAAAGUAAA
Messenger RNA from Zingiber officinale, 638 nucleotides. RefSeq lists its product as uncharacterized. Lineage: Eukaryota; Viridiplantae; Streptophyta; Magnoliopsida; Zingiberales; Zingiberaceae. Bases 32 to 493 code for a protein of 153 amino acids. The transcript has a single exon. The record is from RefSeq and is a predicted model, not a curated record.